Phalaenopsis equestris is the source of this 2197-nucleotide messenger RNA. RefSeq names its product factor of DNA methylation 5-like. The coding region runs from base 133 to 2025 and encodes 630 amino acids. Lineage: Eukaryota; Viridiplantae; Streptophyta; Magnoliopsida; Asparagales; Orchidaceae. The record is from RefSeq and is a predicted model, not a curated record. The transcript is spliced from 7 exons. Gene Ontology annotation, biological process: gene silencing by siRNA-directed DNA methylation.
UGUACGAAUUUAAUCUUCAACGCGCAGUGAUUUUCUAUGAUAAGCAUGAACUUGUUUAGCGCAAUUUUAACAAUGUGAUGAAAAUCAAGCUGAGCAAGCAGACGGGAAGAGAAAGCUGAUUAUCCUCCAUCGAUGAAUUCUAGCUCAGAUGAAACUUCUGAAAUCAGUGACUCAGAGAUUGAUGAUUAUGAGGCCAAAUCAUACCUUCAACUGAAGACGGAAAAACUUAACAUAAAAGUCUCAGAUGGAAGCUAUAGGUGCCCAUUUUGUUUGGGAAAGAAAAGGCAAUUUUACCAGUACAAGGAUCUCCUUCAACAUGCUUCAGGAAUUGGUGCUUCUAACAGGAAGGCAAAGGUGAAGGCAGAUCACCAUGCCCUUGUAAAAUACUUGAAGAAUGAUCUCGCCAACACAUCAAAUCCAUCGCCACAACUAAUGAUUGUUGAACAGGACCCUCCUAAAGCUGAACAAGCUGAUCAAUUUGUUUGGCCAUGGAUGGGCAUUGUUGUGAAUAUUCCAACAGAAUUUAGGAAUGGGAAGUAUGUUGGUGAAAGUGGCAAUAGGCUUAAGGAGCAGCUCUCUAGAUUUAAUCCCUUAAAAGUCCAUUCUUUAUGGAAUUUCAGGGGGUUUACUGGAAAUGCGGUUGUGGAUUUCAGUAAAGAUUGGACAGGAUUUAAAAAUGCUAUGGCAUUUGAGAACCAUUUUGAAGCCGAUCAUUUUGGUAAACGUGAUUGGAUUGAAAAAGACCGUCAUGGCUCCGGAAUAUAUGGAUGGGUGGCUCGUGCUGAUGACUACCAUUCAGGUGGGCCUAUUGGGGAUCAUCUACGAAAAAAUGGAGAUUUAAAGACCGUGAGUGACAUAACUGGAGAAGAAUUGCGAAAGAAGAGCAUACUUGCCCAAGUUUUGGCAACACAGGUGGAAUCCAAGAAGAAGCACAUUGAGGAACUUGAGAGCAAAUACAAUGAGAAAUCUAUAUCACUAGAUAAGAUGAUGGAAGAAAGGGAUAAGCUACUCGAGUCUUAUAACAAUGAAAUUCAGAGAAUGCAGCGCAUUGCCCAAGAACAUUCUCGUAGGAUUAUUGAGGAGAAUGAGAAAUUAACGAUGGAGUUGGAUUCUAAAAGAAAUGAGCUUGCAGCAAGAUCUAGGCAACAUAAUGAACUAGUUGCUCAAAGUGAUUCUGAUAAGAGGAAACUUGAAGACGCAAAAAGGAAGAAUGCUCUCAUGAACAGUUCGCUCAAGUUGGCUUCCAUGGAACAGAAGAAAGCUGAUAAAGAUGUCCUGAAGCUCGUUGAAGAACAGAAGAUUGAGAAAGAGGGUACAAUGAAGAAGAUUAUGGAGAUAGAGAAGCAGAUUGAAGCAAAGCAAAAGUUGGAACUAGAAAUUCAACAGCUAAAGGGAAAUUUACAAGUAAUGAAGCAUAUGGGAGGUGAAGAUUCUAAAGUUAACAAUAAAAUAGAGGAGCUGAAUGAAGCUUUAAAAGAAAAAGUGGAGGAAUUGGAAGAUCUCGAAGCCCUUAAUCAAGUUUUAAUAGUUAAAGAAAGGAAAAACAAUGAUGAACUGCAAGAAGCUCGAAAAGGACUGUUAGCUGGCCUGUCGGAUAUUCUGAGCAAUCGUACAGUAAUUGGCAUAAAGAAAAUGGGUGAAUUAAAUGAGAAGGUUUUUUAUAAUGCAUGCAUCAAGAAAUAUCGGAAAGAUAAUGCGGAUGUAAAGGCUGCAGAACUUUGCUCCCUGUGGCAAGAUGAAUUGAAGAAACCGGAAUGGCAUCCUUUUAAAAUGGUCACAAUUGACGGAAAGCUUCAGGAGAUAAUAAAGGAAGAUGACGAUAAACUAACUGCAUUGAAGGCAGAAAUGGGCGAUGAAGUAUACGCAGCAGUCACCACCGCUUUGCUGGAGAUGAACGAGUAUAAUCCAAGUGGCAGAUAUGUCGUCUCUGAACUCUGGAGCUUUAAAGAAGGGCGCAAAGCUUCUCUAAAAGAAGUCAUACAGUAUGUCCUGAAGCAAUGGAAGACAAAUAAAAGAAAAAGGUGAUUACCUUUAAUGUUUAUAUUUGCUUGAAAUCAUUUAAUAAGAGAUAUAAAUUCUGUUCAAGUAUUUGGAUCACUUUGGUAAAAGUGAUUCUUUUUCGCUGUUCCGGCUUUUUAUUUCCUUCCUAUGGAACAUUGUUAGAACGCACUUUGAGUUAAUCGGACUUGUUGGGCCA